AUGCUGCCGCGACACAGCCACACUGGCCACGAUGUUUUUUCCUCCAUGUACUGUGGUAGCUUUCCCGCCUGGGCUGUCUCUCGGUCGGUGCGUCGGGGGCCUCUUCAGGGACCACAGUGCCGGAGAAAAUCGUCGUCAGCGGGGUCCCUUUUUCUGUGUCUCCGUCCUUUCUUCCAGUGGACCGUAGGUAUCAGUGGAGGGAACCUAAGCGCAGGUGGCUGUGCAAACAAAUCGCUGCAGACUGCAGAGUGGCCCCCCCCCCCCCCCCGUAGCCGAAGCUUAGCACUACUAGCGGGCUCGCAGGAACCCGCAUCUCGACAACAGUUUUCCGCUCCACCCCUCCUCUGGGCUCCCUCUCCCUCUCCGUCAUCACCACCACCACUACCGCCAGGGAACCUCCCACUAACAGAGGAGACCAAAAAAAAAAAAGAUAGAGGUGGUGCAGUGCAGUGGCUGUGCCGCCCUGUGCCGUCCACUCGCACCCGCAUCCGCAAACCAGAUCCCUUCUCUGCCCCAGAUCCAACCAUACACACACUCUCUUUCGUCCAUUGA
This is a messenger RNA of Colletotrichum costaricense, 552 nucleotides long. RefSeq lists its product as uncharacterized. Bases 1 to 552 code for a protein of 183 amino acids. The transcript has a single exon. Lineage: Eukaryota; Fungi; Ascomycota; Sordariomycetes; Glomerellales; Glomerellaceae. The record is from RefSeq and is a predicted model, not a curated record.